Messenger RNA from Drosophila innubila, 8114 nucleotides. RefSeq names its product insulin-like receptor. Gene Ontology annotation, biological process: positive regulation of phosphatidylinositol 3-kinase/protein kinase B signal transduction; positive regulation of kinase activity; protein phosphorylation. The transcript is spliced from 12 exons. Gene Ontology annotation, molecular function: insulin receptor activity; ATP binding; insulin receptor substrate binding. NCBI's taxonomy places the organism in Eukaryota, Metazoa, Arthropoda, Insecta, Diptera, Drosophilidae. Bases 225 to 6881 code for a protein of 2218 amino acids. The record is from RefSeq and is a predicted model, not a curated record. Gene Ontology annotation, cellular component: axon; membrane; insulin receptor complex.
GACUACUACAACAACAACAACAAAAAGCAUUCCAACUUACGACGAUAAAUACAAAAACAACAACAAUUCUUAGAAGACAGUGAGAGAGAGAGAGAGAGCAAAAGUGCAAUGAUUACUUAGUGGGCCGGUGCCCCUAACCAAACAUUGUAUUUUUAAUAAAUAAUUUACAAAAAAAUAAAAUAGAUAAACAAUUUGCCAAGUGUAUCGAAAAGUAACAGCACAAUAUGUUUAAAUCAGAACUAUUGCCUGAUAAUAUGGAUUAUUUUUCGUGCUGGCCAUCCUCUAAUGGAGUUUUAAUAAAAACAACAAAAUCACCAACAACGAUAACGACGACGACGACGAAGACGAUGGCAACAUCAACAUCAUCCACAACAGCAACAUCAUCGCAUGGCAACAUUUGUAUCAUAUGCCGACAUGUGUUCCCAAAAACAUGUUGCUGCAUUCAGACAGCAACAUGCAGCAGUUCCUAUUCAGACAUUGAUUGCAGUAAAAGCAGAAGCAAACGGAGAAGCAGAAGCAGAAACCGGGACGCAACGGCUACAACAUUCCCCAGCAAUUUGGCAUCGGCGCAACAUUGUGGCUGUCAGCAAAGUUAUCAGCCUCAGCAACAUCAUCAGCCACAGCAACAUCAUCAGCCUCAGCAACACCAUCAGCCUCAGCAGCAUCAUGUAGCUAGCAUCACGCAUGCAUGUUGCUGUGAAAAUAAUAGGAGUAGUAAUUGUAGUAAUCGAGGCAGAAAUAGUAGUAGUAGAAGUAAUAGUACAAAUGACAAUAACCAAAAAGUAACAGCAACAACAGCCAAUUGCCACUGCACCUGUAAAGAAAACAGCAGACACACCUACACAAAUAAUCAGCGACUGCAACAGCAACAGCAACAUAAUAAGCGCAACAAUUUCCGCAUUUGUUUACACAUUUUGGGCACACUGCAAUUAAUGUUGGUGUUGCAGCAUGUGCAAAUGCUGAUGCGACAUUGUUGUAAUCUAUUUAAAAGACCGCGACGACAUCAACAUCAACAGCAAGAACAACGAUUAGAAAAGAAACAGAAACAGAGUUAUCAAUAUUAUCAGCACUACAAUAAUCCGGCGCAACAUCAUUGGCGACAACAUAGCAUCGCAUUCACAAUCAUAGCACUGUUAACAUUACAAGCAGCAACAACAGUAGCACAGCAACAGCAACAACAAAUGAACAAGUUUUCAGACAGACUGGCAUCCCACGUGCAUAACGGUAAUACUAUUGGUGUUAACAGUAACACUAACAGCAUCGAUAACAGCAACAGCCUCGAUAACCGCAACGGCAUUAGUGACAAAAACGUCAAGCAUAACAGCAACAUCAGAUUGGCGAAUAAGGAAAUGCCCUGCAAAUCGAUGGAUAUACGAAACAAUAUAUCGCAACUAAAUCAAUUGGCCAAUUGUACGGUAAUUGAAGGAUUCUUACUUAUCUCGCUUAUCAACGAUGCUGAUAAGCUGAACAGAACUUAUCCAUUGCUCACUGAAGUCACUGGUUAUAUAGUGGUUUAUCGUGUCACAAAUCUGAUAUCGUUAUCUCAAAUCUUUCCCAAUCUGACCAUUAUACGAGGCAAUAGUCUGUUUGAAAGUUACGCUUUGGUUGUAUAUUCGAAUCGUGAUCUUCAGGACAUUGGACUAACCAAUCUGCGGACCAUUUCUCACGGAGGCAUACGAAUUGAGAAAAAUGAAUAUCUCUGUUUCAUAAAGACGGUCAACUGGAUGAAGAUACUGCCUGCAAAUGCUACGGAAGCUGAUGUUGUACUGAAAAACAAUCGCCGCGAUGCCGAAUGUCCUCGCUGUCCGGGUGAAAGUAAAGGCAACGGUGAGCUCGAUAGCGGCACAAAUGAUCAGAACGAUGCUGCCUUAUGUCCCGAGUAUACUGAUGGCAAUCGUUACUGUUGGAAUAGCAAAGAAUGUCAAAAAUUCUGUCCCAAGCAGUGUCCCCACAACUGCUUCGAUGAGCACACAUGUUGCAACGAAUCCUGCCUGGGCAGUUGCACCAAGCCGCUUGUGGGCAGCUGCAUUGCCUGUCGGAAUGUUUCUAUUGACAACGGCACAUGCGUUAACCAUUGUAGAGAGGGGUUUUUUUUGUAUGAAAACCGAUGCAUUACGGCCGAGAUGUGUGAAAAAAUUGGAAAGAAGUACGUGAACAACAUGGAGAUGCCGCUGGUGCAUUACAAGGGCGAAUGUACAACGUUUUGUGAUAAAGGAUAUGCACAAAUGAACAGCACCUGCCAGAAGUGCGAUGGAAUCUGUGAAAAGGAGUGUCAGGGCGGCGUUAUCGAUAGUGCGACGCGAGUAAAGGAAUUCUAUGGCUGUACGCUUAUCGGAACAGGUGGAUUGACUAUAAGCAUUAAGCGUGGUGGACCGCACAUGAUUGAAGCAUUGGAACAUGGUUUGGGUGCUGUGCAUACAAUUACUUCGUUCCUGAGAGUUCAUUUGACCUAUGAACUCACCUCGCUCGAUUUUUUGAAAAGUCUGCGCACAAUUGGAGGAAAUGAGACGGUAGAUGGACGUUAUGUACUCUAUGUACUGGAGAAUCGAGAUCUGGAAUCGCUUUGGGCUGAAAAUCAGACCGUUCAAAUCAAUGGCAGUGUCUUCUUUCACUUCAAUCCCAAACUGUGCGUUGAGACAAUUGACAAAUUGAAACCAAUGUUACCAAAUAACCCAUUAAAGUUCAAUAAGAACGAGGUGGCCGAAGAUUCCAACGGUGACAAGGGAAAAUGCAAUACGAAAUGGUUGAACGUUGAAAUCGCUGCUGUGGGAAGUAUGUUUAUUAUGUUUUCGAUUAACAAAACAAUCGUUAAUUACGAUGAUGACAGAUCGUUCAUUGGUUAUCAGAUGUAUUAUACACCUGAUCCCAAUGGAAAUAUCACGAGAGAUAGCUAUCUACCCUGCUCGGAUAAUUGGAUAGUCACGGAUCCCAGCAAGGAGAAUGAUAUCAAUAUAGACAACCUGCUGCCCUAUACACAAUAUGCAUUCUAUGUGCGUACGAUGACAAUAUCAUCCGAGAAGCGCAACUAUCAAAGCGAUAUAAUACGUGGAAAGACAAGACCUUAUCAACCGACGCAUGUGGGUAGAGUAACUGCAAUAUCCACUGGCCACUCUGAAAUUCUGAUGAGCUGGAGUCCCCCACUGGAUGUUUAUGGCAAGUUGCUCAAGUAUCAAAUACGUAUAGAGCUCACUCGACGUGAUGUUAAUCUGGAGCAUAAUCGUAACUUUUGCAGAGAUCCUAUGCCAAAUGCCGCACUCAUUGAUGAAUCCUCAUCGCCCAGUGACAAAGCAGAUGCAAAGAAGACGGGAAAAUCUGACUGCAAGUGUGAUAAAACAGAUCGUCCCACUUAUGAUCAGCAGAUAGCUGAGCAAAAGGUCCUUGAUGAAAUUGAGUUUGAGAAUAAUCUACAAAACUUUCUCUACGUCUCGAAGAAAAAAAAUACAACAAUAUCUGCGAAAUCCAAAACAGAAAAUACCACUAACGUUAAUAAUGACAAGCCCAAGGACAAGAGAACGAGGAGAUACAUUGAAAUUGAUGAGGUCGAUGAGCAGAUGGAUAGCGUGUUGAUGCGUCACGUUCGAUCCGUCAACUUGGAGAAUGAAAUUAAAUCUGCAACCGGCAAUGAUAAUAGAGAUAAUGCAAAAUUUUUUGAUCAUUGGGAAAAUAAGACAUCAAUGGAUCCCUCUGGCACAUAUUAUACGGUCUUCUCGACCGAGGUGAAUGCAACCACAACCGAAUAUCGAUUCAAGAAUCUUCGACACUUUUCACUCUACACAGUGAGCGUUAGGGCUUGUCGGGAGAAAGAGGGGGACAAAGAUAUACACUUUUUGUGCAGCAGUUCGGUUUUCUGGGAAAAGAAAACUCUUAAAAAGGAGCAUGUGGACAAGGCAGAGAAUCUAAAGGCCUCUUUGCUGGUGCCGAAAAUUAAUAUCACUCGUGGUAGUGUGGAUCUGCGUUGGGAUCCACCAAAAACACCGAACGGUGCCAUCGUCUCCUACACGAUCAUAUAUGAGCGACAGGAGGAGAAUGCGGUCAAGGAGAGGAAAUGCAUCUCCGCACAGGAAUAUCUCAAUAAGAGUGGCUAUGUUGUACACAAUCUGAAUGAGGGCAAAUACAGUUUUGUUGUGCGAGCUCAUUCGCUGGCCGGUGACGGUGAUCUUUCGAAUAUCGUAUACGAAAUAGUUCCGCCUCCCGGACUAUCGCUUACAACUGUCAUAAUAUUGGUGGCGGUACUUGUGCCCUUAAUCAUACUGGCCAUCAUAUCGAUGGGCUACUUCUACUUGAAGAAGAAGAAUGGUCCGGAGGACUUGGUCAUCAAUACGGAAGUGAAUCCAUUCUAUGCCAGUCUACAAUAUGUGCCCGAUGAUUGGGAGGUGCCUCGGGAGCGUAUCAUACAGCUGGGUCCAUUAGGUCAGGGCUCCUUUGGCAUGGUCUAUGAGGGCAUACUGAAAGCCCAAAAUAACGACGAGGAUAUGCCGUGUGCCAUUAAGACGGUGAAUGAGAAUGCCACGGAUCGUGAACGCACCAAUUUCCUGAGCGAGGCCAGCGUGAUGAAGGAGUUCGAUACGUACCAUGUGGUCCGUCUAUUGGGCGUCUGUUCCCGUGGCCAGCCCGCCCUGGUCGUCAUGGAGCUGAUGAAGAAGGGCGAUCUCAAGUCAUAUUUGCGUGCCCAUCGGCCCGACGAACGGGAGGAUGUGCUCGCUGUCUAUCAGCAACGGAUUGGCCUCACAUCCAGCACUGGCACCACCUUGGGAGCUGUGCAACCGCCGCCCUAUAGUCGCAUCUUUCAAAUGGCCAUCGAAAUCGCCGAUGGCAUGGCCUAUCUGGCGGCCAAGAAAUUUGUGCAUCGUGAUCUUGCCGCACGCAAUUGUAUGGUUGCCGCCGAUCUGACAGUCAAAAUUGGUGACUUUGGCAUGACGCGGGACAUUUACGAGAUGGAUUAUUAUCGCAAGGGUACCAAGGGUCUGUUGCCAGUGCGCUGGAUGCCACCGGAGAGUCUGCGCGAUGGUGUCUAUGCCAGUUCGAGUGAUGUGUUCAGCUAUGGCGUUGUGCUGUGGGAAAUGGCCACACUGGCCUCACAGCCAUAUCAGGGUCUGUCCAAUGAGCAGGUGCUGCGCUAUGUCAUCGAUGGUGGCAUCAUGGAACGACCCGACAAUUGUCCCGAGGUGCUGCACAAGCUAAUGCAUCGCUGUUGGCAUCAUAGGCCAACGGCACGACCCUCGUUUUUUGACAUAAUUGCCUACUUGGAGCACUUGUCCGAUCCGCACUUUAAGGAGGUGGCCUUCUAUUACUCCGAGUCGGGUGUGCAGUAUCGCGAGAAGGAGCGCAAGGAGCGUUCGAAUCAAUUGGAUAUAUUUGCGGGCGGACAACUUGAUGCGGAUGUUGAUGGUGAGGAUGCGACGACGCCGUUGCGUGUGGGCGAAUAUCAUCAGGGCUACAAGUCCAACAUGGAGCACAACACAUCGCUGGAACAGCCCGCCGAGAGUCCCAUUGCUCUGGUCGAUGAUCAGGCCACAACGCAUUCACCCUUUAGCAUGCACUCGGGCUUCAUUGUGAGUAGCACACCAGAUGCUCUAUCCACGUUGCCCACCGCGGGUGGAUCUCACAUGGAAGAUGCUGCCUAUGUGCAGGCAGAUCCAAAUGUGGAGGAUCCAGCGGAUGCCGAGCGUGGCUAUGAACUGUAUGAUCCCAGUCCCAACUUUGGCGAGUUGCCACACAGCGGCAGCGGCAGACUCAGCGGUGAGCAACAUUUGAUACCGAAAGCGAAACGCAAUGCGACCGGAGCCAGCAUUGUGCCCAACAUGAGCAGCUCCAUGCCGGAUGAGGUGAUUGGUGGUGGUGGGAGUAAUGCUGCUGUUGCUGGUGGCAUGAUAUCCACAUCACUGCAACCCUCGACGGCAUCGGCGGCCAGCUCCAAUGCGAGCAGCAGUCGCCAGCCGAGUCUGAAGCGUGUCGUGGCCGACACGUUUCGGAAUCGUGUUCUCAAUCGUUUCACCCACAAGCGAAGUGGCAGCAAUGUCAGUCACAAGAGCAACAUCUCGAAUGCGGCCAGCAACAGCAGCAACACGAAUCUUACCAGCCAUCCCGCUGGCAUGGCCAUGGUGAGCAUGGGACCCAAUCUGGGCACCAUCGAGAGCGGCGGCAGCGGCAGUGCGGGUAGCUAUACGGCCACGCCCCGUUUCUAUACGCCCACUGCAACAACGCCCAGUGGCGGUGUCAGUGGCAACGGCAGCACAACAAUCAUCAGUGACAAUCCCAAUUACAAGCUGCUGGAUGAAUCAAUUACCAGUGCUGAUCCCAUCAAUUCCGGCUGGCCUCAACAGCUGACAACCAGCAGUCUGAAUCCCAACUAUGAAAUGAUGCAACCACCACCACCAACCGCAACAACAACAACAACAACAUCGCAACCCUUUAGCCUGCUCAGUGAUAAUCCCAAUUAUGUGGUGAUGAGUGAACCGCAGUUGGAAUCCGGACAGGCUCCAAUCUUCACCAGUGAUAAUCCCAACUAUGCGUCAAUGGUUGCCCCAACACAAGUGCGGCACAGCAGCUCCGAUGACGACGAAAAUGAUGAUGUAUCAUUGCCUGACGUUGACGAUGAGGAAGAUGAUGAGCAUAUGGAGCACAUUAAGAUGGAGCGCAUGCCACUCAGUCGGCCAAAGCAACGCGCUCGCAUUAAGCCGCAACAACUACAACAACAACAUCAGCAGCAACCGCGCAGUCGCAGCGUCAGUCGAACGCGCAAAGCAGAGACGCCAACGCCGACUGCAACAAUGGCUGCAACCACCGGCAAUACGUCCAAUAUACUCAAGGAAAAUUGGCUGAGGCAGGCGAGCACGCCACGCCCCCCGCCCCCCAAUGGUUUCAUAGGACGCGAAGCGUAAAACGAAAGCGCAAGUGUCUACUGAAUUUGUAAAUAAACACACACAAACACACACACACGUACACACAUAAGUAAUUGCAUGCCUACAUACAUAUGUAUAUGUAGCAACUAGUAUAAAAUAUUUAGAUAUAUAUAUGUAUAUGUAGCUGGGGUACUCAGUGCAAGAGAGCAUGCUGCAAUAAAAGAGAGCAUGCAAGAGAGAGAGAGAGAGAGAGAGCGCAACUUGAGUGAAGCUUUUGCAUUUACAUAUACGUAUAUGUAUGUAUGAAAAGCUUUAUCUCUCUCAUUUGCUGAUCUCUUUUUCGCUCUCUGUUAGUUUCCUAUCUGCACUGUUAGUGUAAUUCGUUGAUGUUACCCCCUCCACAUCUGUAAAUCAUGUUUAAUAUAGAAAAUAAAAAAAAAGGGCGCGAGCAAACUUUUGCCUACAGCCAAGCUUCCUAACAAAUUUAUUAUAUACUUAAGCUUAAUUUAUAUAUGUAUGUUUGUUUUUGCGUAUUUGUUAAGUAUUUCUUUUAUAAUUUAAAUUUACUAGCGCCGUUCAAAACACACAUACAACAACAAAAAACGAAACAAGUCCUAAAUGCAAAUAACAAAAGUACAAAAGCCAACAACCAACCAACCUAAGUACCGUUUAUAUCUAGAGUCUAGAUUCUAGACAUAGACAUAGACAUACAAAGCAAUAUAAUACAAUACAAUACAAUACAAUACAUUACAUUAAAUUAAAUUAAAUUACAUUACAUUACAGUACAUACAUAGAUACAUAUACAUAACCUAACCUAACUUAUGUAUAAUUAUAGGAAUUAAUAAUUAUUUUAGUACCUACCAAAACUGAAAACGAAGCGAUGCAACAAUGAAGCAAACUAACUGUACAACUGUAAAGCGAACCACAAAAUAAAAACAAAACUGCAACAACAAUAAGCAAUACAACAAAACAAAACAAACAAAAUGUCUUCACUGAGUUAAUGUUCUUAUUAAAUUAGUUACUAUUAUCAACUACAUACAAACUACAACUGAAAUCUACAAUGUACUCAAACAAAUUAUUUGUUGUUCUUUUUUUAUUAUUAUUAAUUUUAAAUGGCGUUGUGUUGCAAUUUUUAGUGCGUUUAUGUUUAAGUGUUGCUCGUUUUAUAUACAAAAACAAUCAAAAAAAAAAACAAAAAACAAAAAAGAUGAUUUUAUGCAUGGCGCUUGGCAACUGGCAAAAGUUUGUAGAAACAGAGACAGAGAGAGAGAG